Molecule: messenger RNA, 3798 nt
Organism: Musa acuminata subsp. malaccensis (wild Malaysian banana)
Lineage: Eukaryota; Viridiplantae; Streptophyta; Magnoliopsida; Zingiberales; Musaceae
Product: probable inactive leucine-rich repeat receptor kinase XIAO
Biological process (GO): protein phosphorylation
Molecular function (GO): protein kinase activity; protein binding; ATP binding
Source: RefSeq, a predicted model, not a curated record
AGUGGGGGGAGGGGGAGAGAGAGAAAGAGGGAGGGAGGGAAAGCGGCAGGCCCAAAACCUCCCUCGCUUGUCUCUGUGCCCUCCCACCUCCUCCCUCUGCAAAACCCCAGCGGCAGCAGUACCCACCACUAUCCACUCACCACUCGACGCUACUACUACUCUACUGCACUUGCCUCCUCCGUUCUUUACUACUUUCGAACACUCUUUUGGUUGCUCCGCCAAUGCCGCCCUACUUUGUCUUCGCCCUCUUCCUCCCACUGCUACUGCUAUUUCCCCUCCUCAUCCCCGCCUACUCGCCGCCGCCGCUGGGGUCGGCCCCCCGUGUGAACCGCACCCCGGAGACCCAGGCGGAGAUCGACGCCCUGAUCGCGUUCCGCCUCGCCGUCCGUGACCCCCUCGGCGCUCUCGCCGGAUGGGACGCCGCCUCCACUUCCGCCCCCUGCUCCUGGCGAGGGGUCGCCUGCGCCCGUGACGCUCCACGCGUCGUCGAGCUCCGCCUCCCCCGCCUCCGCCUCUCCGGCCCCAUUUCCCCCCGCCUUGCUGAGCUCCGCCUGCUCCAUCGGCUUAGCUUGCGAUCCAACCUGCUCUCCGGCCCUCUUCCUCUGGCCCUCGCCGCCCUUACGCGCCUCCGUUCACUCUUCCUCCAGUCGAACGCCCUCUCCGGUCCCCUCUCGCCUGCCCUUCUCUCCAACCUCUCCGCCCUCCAAGUCCUCAGCCUCUCCGGCAACCUCCUCACCGGACCCGUCCCACCCGUCCUCCCCCCGUGCGUCCGAUACCUUGACCUCUCCUCCAACGCUCUCUCUGGCCCCAUCCCCGCCAACCUCUCCGCCGCUGCACCCCACCUGCAGCUUCUCGACCUCUCCUUCAACCGCAUCCGCGGCACCAUUCCGGGCGAUCUAGGCCGCCUCCCCGCGCUCGCCUUCCUUUGGCUCGACGGCAACCGCCUCGAGGGUACACUUCCUGCGGUCCUCGCCAACUGCUCCUCCCUCGUCCACCUCAGCCUCCAGGGGAACGGCCUCCGCGGCAUCGUCCCCGCAGCCAUCGUCGAGAUGCCCAAACUCCAGGUGCUCGCCCUCGCCCGCAAUGGCUUCUCUGGCGCGGUCCCCGCCUCCGUCUUCUACAACGUCUCUGGCACUAGCGGCUCCUCACUCCGGAUUGUGCAGCUCGGCCUGAACGAAUUCACGGAACUUGCUCCGCCACCACAAGGCUCCCGCGCCUCCGUCGCCCUCCAGGUCCUGGACCUCAGGCAGAAUAGGCUUGCCGGCGCAUUCCCUGUCUGGCUUGCCAAUGUGACGGGGCUCACGGUCUUGGAUCUCUCCAUGAACGCCUUUACCGGCUCCCUGCCGCCGGAUGUCGGACACCUCGCGUCACUGCACGAGCUCCGGCUUGGGUGGAACUCCAUGACCGGGCCGGUUCCGGUGGAGAUCGGGCGAUGCGGCGCCCUCCAGGUUCUUGAUCUUGAGGAGAAUCGGUUCUCCGGCCAGAUACCGACGUCUCUUGGGAGCCUCAGCCGGCUGAAAGAUCUCUACCUCGGCGGCAACCUCUUCUCCAGUACGAUUCCGGCGAGUCUUGUUAACCUCUCCAAGCUGGAAACCUUAUCUGUCCACGGCAACAACAUUUCUGGCUCCCUCACAGAGGAGCUGAUGCGGCUGAGCAACCUCACUACGCUGGACCUAGCUGGGAAUGGUAUCUCCGGUGAGAUUCCUGCCACCAUAGGAGACCUCACGGGGCUACAGACACUGAACCUGAGCAUGAACAGCCUCUCUGGCGUCAUUCCAGCGGCGAUCGGCAGGCUGCUGAACCUGAGGUUACUGGACCUCAGCAGCCAAAAGAACCUUUCCGGCGAUCUCCCGGCUGAGCUCUUUGGAUUGCCAAGUCUUCAGGUGAUAUCUCUCGCCGAUAAUUCAUUCUCCGGCCCAAUUCCGGAGGGCUUCAGCAGCCUAUGGAGCUUGCAGAUUCUGAACCUCACCGCCAAUGCCUUCUCCGGCCCAGUCCCGGCGACCUACGGCUACCUCCAGUCGCUCAGGGUUCUGUCGCUUUCCUACAACAACAUCACCGGCGAGGUGCCCGCGGAGCUCGCCAACUGCGCCAACCUCACCGUUCUACAGCUGCGGUCCAACGACUUGUCGGGCCCCGUUACGGUGGACCUCUCCCGUCUUUCCGACCUCAGAGAGCUCGACCUCGGCCGGAACAACCUCUCCGGGAAAAUUCCACCGGCUAUCUCCAAUUGUUCCGCCUUGGUCACCCUGAAACUCGAUGGCAACCGUCUCUCAGGCGACAUCCCUGACUCGCUCUCCAAUCUUUCCAAGCUCGAGGUGCUGGACCUCUCGGACAAUGAGCUCUCCGGCUCCGUUCCCUCUGCCCUUGCUCGCAUCUUCGGGUUGGCGUACCUCAAUGUGUCCGAUAAUAGUUUGAGAGGAGAGAUUCCGGGGGUGCUGAGCUCCCGCUUCGGCGAUCCGUCGGCGUUUGCUGGGAACCCGGACCUCUGCGGUUAUCCCUUGGACGGGUGCCAGAGGAGGAAGAGAAGCUAUCUCAUCCUGGUGAUCGGGCUCGCGGCGGCCGCGGCCUGCGUUCUUGUGCUUUUGUGCUGCUGCUUUGCUUUCAGCCUGUUACGCUGGCGGAGGCGCUUCCUAGACGGCCGGACCGGCGUGAAGAAACGGAGCCCCGGGAGGGGCAGCGGAUCAAGCGGAGGGAGCAGCGGUGGCGGGGAGAACAAUGGCGGGCCGAAGCUGGUUAUGUUCAACAACAGGAACACCUACGCGGACACGUUGGAGGCGACGCGGCAGUUCGACGAGGAGAACGUGCUCAGCCGCGGCCGUCACGGGCUGGUGUUCAAAGCGUGCUACAACGACGGCACCGUGCUGUCCAUCCUGCGCCUGCCGUCGACGUCGGCGGAUGGAGCCAUCGUGAUCGAGGAGGCGGCGUUCCGCAAGGAGGCCGAGUCGCUGGGGAAGGUGAAGCACCGGAACCUGACCGUGCUCCGUGGCUACUACGCCGGGCCCCCGCCGGACGUUCGGCUGCUGGUCUACGACUACAUGCCCAACGGCAACCUCGCCACUCUCCUGCAGGAGGCGUCCCACCAAGAUGGCCACGUCCUCAACUGGCCCAUGCGCCACCUCAUCGGCCUCGGCGUGGCCCGCGGCCUGGCUUUCCUCCACGCCUCUGGGGUCGUCCACGGGGACGUCAAGCCGCAGAACAUCCUCUUCGACGCGGACUUCGAGCCCCACCUCUCGGACUUCGGGCUGGAGCCGAUUGUGGUCACGGCCGGUGCGGCUGCGGCCGCAGCCGCGGCGUCGACUUCGGCGCUGCCCGUGGGAUCCCUGGGGUACGUGGCGCCGGACGCUGCGGCGGCGGGGCAGGCGACGCGGGAGGGCGACGUGUACAGCUUCGGAAUCGUGCUGCUGGAGCUGUUGACGGGGCGGCGGCCGGGGGCGUUCGCUGGGGAGGAAGAGGACAUCGUCAAGUGGGUGAAGCGGCAACUGCAGCGGGGGCAGGUGGCGGAGCUGCUGGAGCCGGGCCUGUUGGAGCUGGACCCGGAGUCAUCGGAGUGGGAGGAGUUCCUGCUAGGGGUAAAGGUUGGACUACUCUGCACCGCCCCCGACCCGGUCGACCGGCCUUCCAUGGCCGACAUCGUCUUCAUGCUCGAGGGCUGCCGCGUCGGCCCCGACCUCCCUUCCUCCGCCGACCCCACUUCCCAACACUCUCCCGCGUGAAUUCUUUCUCUUUCUUUUCCCGCUAAAUUAUCUUGUUGUUUUUUCGAAUCCCUUGUGGUGUUUCUUUCUAUUUCUUUCGAUUUUA